Oikopleura dioica is the source of this 963-nucleotide messenger RNA. The record is from the annotation of a GenBank genome assembly. NCBI's taxonomy places the organism in Eukaryota, Metazoa, Chordata, Appendicularia, Copelata, Oikopleuridae.
AUGCCGCAUUCUGUUGGAGUUGGACCAAAACCAAUCAGAAACAGAAGAGUUAGGAGAAUUAGCAGGAGCGAAAAGAUGCCCGCCGACGUAGCGUGUUUCAUCUCGCACUCGCCCGAAUGGAAGGCGUUAACCGCGUCGAUGUUCGACCUCAGUCCGUCCCUUCUCGACAACAAGCCCCAGCGCCAUCGACAUCUUCCAAGGACCAAAUCUUUUGCUCCUUCUCCUAGCGCCAAAGCAACACAGCUGUACAAUACCAUCCAGAUGGCGCUAAACACCCAACAAUCAAAGCCAAAACCAAUUAGAAAAAGUAAAACAACGAAGGAGCGAAAAGUCACGUUUGCUGACGACCACGGAAAACCACUUUGCAAAGAAAAAAUCUUCACAGAGAAACCCGACGAACCAAGCCUCCCCCGACCUUCCGAAAAAGCAGUUCUAGAGCGACUCAGAUUGGCGAUUCCUUCUGAGACCACUCCGAGGCCGAAGACUUUUGAAAUCUGCUUUCCUCAACCAAUGUCGGAUUAUUUAAAAUUCAAGAGAAAAGUUGAUGAGCAAAACGUCUCCCUAGAAAACAUGGUUAUUCGACACCGCACAAUUCUUGGCACUAUAAAGGUUAAAAACAUCGCGUUUGAAAAGAACGUGACAGUCCGUAUCUCAUUCGAUGGCUGGGAGACGUUCAGCGAUGUGGAGGCGACUUAUAUUCGAAACGCUUACGAAGGAGAAUGGACAAAUACGUUCAAAUUCACCACUUCGAUCCCGAAAAACUACGAUUCCACGAAAACAAUCGAGUUCUGCAUCUGCUACGCCGCCAACGACACCGAGUUCUGGGACAACAACGACGGCGAAAACUACCGACUUCUCUGCGUCAACCCUGAAUUGAUCUCUCCGACUGGAGAGGGAUCUCCGCUCCCGGCGUUUCUUCCGGAAAAGAUACCGGCGCCGGCGAAUGAUCAUGUUUUCUACUGA